This is a messenger RNA of Ctenocephalides felis (cat flea), 2911 nucleotides long. RefSeq lists its product as uncharacterized. Gene Ontology annotation, molecular function: cysteine-type deubiquitinase activity; K63-linked deubiquitinase activity. Gene Ontology annotation, biological process: protein deubiquitination. NCBI's taxonomy places the organism in Eukaryota, Metazoa, Arthropoda, Insecta, Siphonaptera, Pulicidae. The record is from RefSeq and is a predicted model, not a curated record. The transcript has 2 exons. The coding region runs from base 349 to 2868 and encodes 839 amino acids.
AUUUCAUUAGAAUACAAGUGGUUUUUGUUAUCAGUGCUUGUUUUGUAAAUUUUUAUAUUCAUAUUUGAGUAUCAUUUUGUAGAUAUUUUUUAAUGGGACGAUAUGCAAUAUUGUACAUUAAUAUAACCUAAAAUACUUUUUGCGUUGAAAUCUGAUUUUGGUGGAUAUUAGAUUGAAAUAUGUUGUUAAGUGUAGAUAUGUAACAUUCGAUGAAGUGCGUUGCAAUGAAUAAUCUACAUUAAGCAAUUAUUUCUCAUGGAUAUUUGAUAAAGAAAUGGCUUCCACACCCCAUGCACAACGAGAAUCCGAAUGUAAAUUCUGUUGGUGAACAAUUUACUAACUGUCAACAUGACCAUAAAGCCAUCAAAGAAGUGUAAUACCGCUAAAAAUGAGGACAGCAGUGAAUCUCAAACCCACAAUUCUCAAAAUACAGCAACAAGGUCACAAAAUAGAUCUCAUACUCAUAGCAUUCCUUCAAAUCAUGCAAAUGGAGAAAUAGCAUUAUAUGGGAAUCACAGUAGCACAUAUGAAGAGCACUCUCCUAGUACCAGUAAGCGCCGUGUACGCUGCAGUCCACACCAUUCCACAGCAAGAUGCAAAUUAAGAUCAGAGAAUAAAAGAGAACGAGAGCCACGUGAAACCAAAAAGAAUGCUUCAAGAAAUAGCAGUCCUGUGCCAUCUUGUUCGGAAAAGGAGCCUAAAGCAGUCAGAGAGCAGUCGGGAUAUAACAGUGGUGAUGAAUACAGUCCAAGACCCGAUCAAAGGCUUACUGAAGCUGAGUGGGAAGCUCGUGACAAGCGCUUUGAAGCUCUCAUCAAUGCUAGGGGCUUAGAAGUGAGGGAAAUGGUUGAUGAUGGGGCUUGCCUGUUUCGUGCUAUUUCCGAUCAAAUAUUUGGUGAUCAGGAUAUGCAUUCUGUUGUGCGACAAAAUACUAUGGACUAUAUUUAUCAGAAUCGUGAUUAUUUUGCUCAAUAUGUGACAGAAGACUUCAAUAGUUAUGUGAAUCGCAAGAGACAUGAUAAUGUACAUGGAAAUCAUGUAGAGAUACAAGCAGUAUCUGAAAUGUAUAAUAGACCUAUCGAAGUAUAUAUAUAUGCAGCUGAGCCUGUUAAUGUUUUCAAUGCUACUGAACACAACAGUGGUUAUGAGCCUAUUAGACUAUCUUAUCAGCGCGGUUCACAUUAUAAUUCAAUUCGUAACCCAUGGAAAGCUACAGUAGGAAUUGGUUUAGGUCUUGCAGGCUAUCAUCCAGGUGAGGCUGAUAUCAACCAGAUUAACGAUGCAGUAAAGCAGAGUGAAGACUUGCUUAUUGAACAGACUAUGUUGGAAGAUAAACUCAAAGCAACUGAUUGGGAAGCGACCAAUGAGGCCAUAGAGGAACAGGUUGCUCGUGAGUCGUACUUGCAAUGGUGCAAAGACAACGAGCGUAGGAAAAAGCAAAGCACAUCACCAUCUGAGAGUAGUUCUACUGUUACAUCAAUGGAGAUUAGAGGGUCACCACGCUCUCGAUCUACAACUGGCUCAGCUUCUCCACAUCAAUUUUCUCACAGUGCAAAGCAGAGCCAUGCCACUAAUCAGAGAAAAUCUAAUGCAACACAUGAUUUUAUAAAUCAAAUGCAAAUAUACAAAGAUUUGGUAACAAUUGAUUUGGAAAUAUACAACUGCAACGGACUAAUGAAGGAAGAUGUUUUGCAGAGUUAUAAUCAGAAUCAAUUUUAUGAUCCAUACCUUUUGCGUUAUGUAAAUGCUGCACCCAUAUUACAAUUUCAGAAUUCAGAACCUGUAUUAUAUUUAAGGAAACCUCGGUGGUGUGAGGAAGAUGAAAGUAACUUAUUACAAACAAGAAAGGGAGUGCAAAACUUUCUUCCUGUAGAUAUUUAUGAGCAGAGAUUAACAAGAUCCGUUAGUCCGCAAUCCAAAUGUGAGCGCAUAAGUCGGAAUAAUAGUCCUUCUGCCAGGAGUUGUGACAUACCAUUUGAAACAUCGCGGUUAACAAGAAAGAAUGUAAUUGAUCUGGAAAACGCUCUUUAUGAAGUUAUUCAUAAUCCUGCUGUGAUAUCUUCUUACAAGAAAAAUGCACAUUCAAAUAUUUAUGUGCAAUCAAAUGAUUCUACAGGAAUAUGCAGUGAUGAUGAAGUUCGAACAUAUAGGAAAAGAAAUAGUAAUGAAUUGAGUGAUAUCAUAUCUGAUGAUGGAAUCACCAAGAAACGAGCGGCAUACAGUAAUACCUCUGAUGUGCCUUACAAUACUGAGGAAUAUAAACAAAUAGAUACAUUAUAUUGUAGAGAGAAGCAUGCAUCAGAUAGCAGGAUAAUUUUGAAAAAAAAUCGUGAAAAGAGAGACUGUGUAUCAAGAUAUGGGCGUAGAAUGUCUAGGAAUAUUGUUUACACAGAAGAUUUAGACGAUGAUAGCGUUUCACACAAUCUCAGAUCUCGAUCGGUUUCAUGUGCAAGCCAAAAAUCGUCUUAUGGCUCUCAAGAUAAGAUUCAAAGAAAAAGUAUUGUACGAUCACCUACCCAUUCCAGUUCUAAUGCUUCUUCUCGUGGGAGUCGAAGUGGUAGUCCUAUCACCGGAUUGAGUUCUAUUCAAGAAGAUUCUGUUCCAAGUGGAGUGGCGCAGCCAAUUGUUGAGAGAUCGGGUUCUCCGAAAGCAGGCACUAGUAAAAUGAGUGAUUUUCACCAAUCCCUCUAUGAAGGUUUACAAGCAUACGAGAGUAGUCGAACGGGUCAUAUGUGGGGCGAAGCAAAUGAUCUGCGAGUAGCCCUAGCGGCUUCGGAACUAGAAUAUUAUGCCCAACUGAAACGAACACAUGAGACGACGCGUCAGAAGCAUGAUCCAAUGGCACCAUCAACAUCUCACACAUCUUAAAGGAAAUCUGUCAUUGUUUACAUUUCGAAUAGUAUAUCACUAA